Messenger RNA from Oncorhynchus masou masou (cherry salmon), 444 nucleotides. Its product is annotated as ras-associating and dilute domain-containing protein-like. The record is from RefSeq and is a predicted model, not a curated record. The transcript has 2 exons. NCBI's taxonomy places the organism in Eukaryota, Metazoa, Chordata, Actinopteri, Salmoniformes, Salmonidae. Gene Ontology annotation, cellular component: microtubule. Gene Ontology annotation, molecular function: GTPase binding. The annotation marks the transcript as partial. Gene Ontology annotation, biological process: substrate adhesion-dependent cell spreading; neural crest cell migration; signal transduction.
CGACCCCGCGGAACUCUCCACCCAGAGCUCCGCCCCGGCGUCCUGAAGAUCUUCGGAGAUGAGAUCUGCGAGGGCGCCAACUACAAGUCCGUCCUCGCCACGCCCCGGUCCAGCGCACAGGAACUGGUCAAAGAGGCGCUGGAACGCUAUUCGCUGAACAAAGCCGCCGCCCACUCCUACGUCCUCUGCGACGUGAUAGGUCAGCUGGAGGGGGGAGGAGGUCAGGAGGGAGGAGAGGGGGAAGGAAGGGGGUGGAGGACGGAGUGUCUGCGGGCGAUGGGAGACAACGAGAAACCAUUGUUGUUACAGGAACUAUGGAAGCCCAGAGAGGGACAUGCCAGGAGGUUUGAGCUGCGGAGGAGAGCGGAGGUAGAGGAGCUGAACGCUAAGGAGAAGGAUACGGUCACUGCAGGACCCAAAACACCCCCUUCCUCGCAGCUCUAA